AUGGAACGCGGUGCGAGUUUCAAAUCGUACAUUGAAUUCGAAAACUGUUUGAAAGAGUUCAAAAUGAAAAGUUAUUCGGAAUUUUUCAUCGCUGAUUGCAGAACUUUAGAAGCAGCUAAAAAGCGUUAUCCAAAUCGUGUUGCUAAUGCUUGUCCCGACCUAAAAUACUACUUUCUCAAACUCAUGUGUGUCCACGGAGGUACAUUCAAGAAGAAAAAGGAUAACCUUGGACAAAGAAAAACAUCGUCUAUGCGUCAAGGAUGUACAGCAUUUAUUUACGUUAAAUUGAGUGAUGAUGGAACACAGCUUGUCAUCUCUGACAUGUCGAAUGAACACAAUCAUGAGGUAUCCAAGGAAUUAUUCAGUUCUCUUCCCAGUCAGAGAAGUUUAGCGCCUGAUGUCCAGCAGAAAAUUUUAGAACUGUUAGAGAUGGAAGCAAACAAAAAGCUUGUUCUAGAAAAGUUCACUAAGCUGACACAGAAAAAGAUUACCCUGCGAGACUUGUCAAACAUUAAAGUGCGAGGUGCAUCAAAUACUGUUAGAGUUCAAGUUGCGCCUAAUCAGGAUAGACUGUCAACCGAACAAAAAUUUCAAAAAGCAGCAGGUGUCACUAACAAAUUAAAUGUUUUGAUAUCUGAAAGUAGCAAAUAUCAGCCUAAAAUUGAUUUGCUAAGUCAAUUGUAUGGUCUUUGGGCAGAAGGCAAAGAAGUUGAGUUGACUGUGAAAAAUGUAAGCUGUUCCCAAGCAGCUGCUGCGCAAGCUCCUGAUGCCGAAGGAACCCAGUCUCCAGACGCUGAUAAAACACAGUCUCCAGACGCUGAUAAAACACAGUUUCCAGACGCUAAUAAAACACAGUCUCCAGACGCUGAUAAAACACAGUCUCCAGACGCUGAUAAAACACAGUCUCCAGUCGCUGAGGGAACCCAGUCUCUAGCGGCCAACGAAAUCCAGUCUCCAGAUGCUGGGGAAACACUGUCUCCAGCUGCCGAGGAAAAACUGUCUGCAGACACUGAGGAAACCCUGUCUCUAGCCACCGAAGAAACACAGUGUACAGGGUCUGCAAAAUUGGAGGCUCAUUUUGAUGAUACUACUGUUGGAAGAACUGUUACUGUAAGACCAGUUAAGAGGAAAAUAGAAGAAUAUUUAAAAAUCAAGAUGCGAAAGAAACUUGCAAAAAUUUCACAACGAUCUUCUAAUCAAAUGGCAAAAAAAGGUGAAUCAGAUAGGAAAAAAAACCAAUUUGCCUUCCAGGCAUCUCUUAUCAGGCAAGUGUAAGCCUGGUCUUGGAGCACAUAAUAGGGGGUGAAAUUUGUAUUAUACAUUGUUAAGUUAUUUUUUAUUAAU
Molecule: messenger RNA, 1344 nt
Organism: Uloborus diversus
Lineage: Eukaryota; Metazoa; Arthropoda; Arachnida; Araneae; Uloboridae
Source: RefSeq, a predicted model, not a curated record